Molecule: messenger RNA, 1372 nt
Organism: Papaver somniferum (opium poppy)
Lineage: Eukaryota; Viridiplantae; Streptophyta; Magnoliopsida; Ranunculales; Papaveraceae
Exons: 2
Coding region: 244-843 (199 amino acids)
Source: RefSeq, a predicted model, not a curated record
CCAACUUACCCACUUUACCAAUAAUUUUCCUCUUCUCUCUCUCUCUAAAAUUUCUUUCUUUGCUGUGAUUUCGCUGGCAAUUCUGUCUGACUGUCUUUCUUUUCUUCCUCCAUCAUAUGUUCUGUUUUUCCAUUCUUCUCCAUCAUUUCUUCCUUUCAAAACCCUAACCCUAAAAAUAAAAACCCAAAAACCAAAUAUAUACGGACACCAUUUUCAACAAUUCACAAAAUCCCAUUCCCCAAAAUGGGUUCUUCUUCAUUUUCUCUGUUUAGUCUUCUAUUCAUUUCAAUUUUUGUAAUUUCUGUAUCAUCAUCAUCAUCUUCUUCUUCAAAUUCGUAUUCAGAUCCAGCUAAAGAUGUAUACGAAGUAUUAAAAUCACAUGGAUUACCAAUUGGUUUAUUACCAAAGGGUGUUACAGAAUUUAGCUUAAAUGAAGAUGGAAGAUUUGAAGUGCAUCUUGAUCAAGCGUGUAAUAUUAAAUUUGAAAAUGUUAUUCAUUAUGAUAGAAAUGUUACGGGUGUAUUAAGUUAUGGUCAGAUCCGUGAAUUAACAGGGAUUCAAGCUCAAGAAUUGUUUCUUUGGUUUCCUGUUAAUGUGAUUCAUGUUGAUAUACCUAGUUCUGGUUUGAUUUAUUUUAAAUUGGAUGUGGUUGAUAAACAGUUCUCGCUUUCGUUAUUCGAAACUCCUCCUGAUUGUACUAUUGUUGGUGCUGGACGUGUUGAUCCUCCUGAUCUUCCGAGUAAUCAGAAUGUUGGCGGUGAUAUCAUUUUGGAGACUGUAGUAACUCAGAAUUUAUCAAGAAAGCUUCGGAAUGAAAAAGUGAAUCAAAGGGUAGUACAGUAGGCUGUGGAAGAGAAUACAACUCAAAAUUCAAUGAUAGCUCAACUAAAAAUAGUGGGUUUUUCCUUUUCCCCUUUUAAGAGACUAUCUCAAAGAGUCGGGUUUAGAACAAAGUCUUUUAUGCUUCCAUAGUGUGUGCUUGCUUACAGUAUAGUACAGACUAGUCUAGCCUGUUCGUUUCUGUCUAACUGACAGCGAAUGGCGUAAUCUCAAUCAACAUGAGUGAGGGGGAAGAGAGAUAGAGGAAAGUGAACAUCGGGAGCAGGGUAAUGUAUAUCAGAGGAAGAGUUAGAGAACAAGGGUUGUUUGGUUGAUGUAAGCCGCAGAUAGUCGAAAAGCUAUAAUUUCUUGGUGUGAUCUUUAUUAUUUUUUUUAUAUAUAUUUAUAUAGAUAUUGGGCGAUGGAUAUUGAGUCUCUGUAAAUGCGGAAUCUGUUUGUUGUAUGUAUUAUUCUUCACAUCAUAAACUCUGAGGUAAGAAGUACAUUCCUUUCACGAUAGAACAAAAUAAAUAAUAGUCAUAUUUCCUUGUUU